AGCACAAAUUCGUUUGCUCUUCUCUUGCGGAAGGGCCGUCAUCCCGGAAGCGCGUGUUUAUUUGUUGAAACUUUAUUAAGAACAGACAAAUCUUUACCAGUAUCUAGCAAUAAAGGUUCGGCUCGGGUUCUAAAUUAGUAUGAGUAUCAAUAUAUGCUUAAAGGGUUGCAGUGUCGACAUUUCACUGUAAAGAGACAUUUGCUUUGCUAGCGAGAAGUAAACAGUCACCUAACGCUAGCUUGCCAGCUACAGUAUGUCCAGCGAGGCAGUCCUAACUGUUCGCUUGGUAAGGUCUUUUGAGCACCGAAAUUUCAAGCCAGUUGUAUUUAGUGGCGUGAAUUUAGAUCAAACGGUCCAGGAAUUUAUCCAGUUUGUGAAAAAUGAAGUUACCAUGAGAGCCGGUUUACCACCCCCCUUCAAGAAUUUUGGCUACGACACAAUGAAGAUCAUCCACCAGGCACAUGGAGCAAAGACGAAUGAGUUGGUGAUGAGUUUGGAGGAUGAUGACAAGCUUAUUCUGCAAGAUGGACUAACCCUAAGAGAUGCGGGCAUUGCAAAUGAAACAGAAUUGGCCUUCUUCAGGAAAGAGGAUUAUAAGCUCUUUAAAGCCAACCCCAACCGGCCUGGUGGUAAGGGUGUUUACGGCCUUCAUCCCCCACUUCACCACGGAAGAGAGGAUUCUGAUCUGACAUGGAGGAUACACAUGGAUGGAAGAUUGGGGGGGGGUGACAUGUGCCUUCAGACCUAAGUUUGAGUAUUUUAAUUUAACAUGCCAUUUUUAUAUAUAAAACAUGUUUUUGCCUCUCCACUGAAAUGCACUUUCCAUUUAUUUGGUGGUGUUGAUUAUGGUUGUACAUGGAUUUUCUUUGUACUUACUAGUUUCCUGUAAGACCUGUUUUUUAUUACUGUAAACAUGAUUCCAAAUUAAAUCACUGGUUUGAAAUGAUUCAUCUAAAAAGCUUUAUUGCAUAAGUACAGUGAAGUAUUUCCAGGGCCUGCUACCAUUAUAACCUAUUCAGCUGUCAGAUGUGGGCAUUAACAAGCAAGAACUGAGAUGGAAAGAUAAUGGUGGAGAAAUGUCAAGAGGAGUUAUUUUCAUAUAGAGGGAGUGGAUUCUAUACGUAAUGCAAAGAUGGGAGAACUAUAAGGCAAAUAGGAGUUGUUCAUGUACAUACAAGGAGUGACUAUAUGUGCAAUGUAAAGACGGGAAAAAAUAUAAAGUCAGAACUCUGUGAUUAGAGAAUUUAGUAUUUUCCAUGGAAAGGCUCGGCUCUGUUGCAUUUGUAAUAAAGUCUAAAUUGAAUUCACAA
This is a messenger RNA of Oncorhynchus gorbuscha (pink salmon), 1310 nucleotides long. RefSeq names its product linkage group 09 C2orf76 homolog (gene lg09h2orf76). NCBI's taxonomy places the organism in Eukaryota, Metazoa, Chordata, Actinopteri, Salmoniformes, Salmonidae. The record is from RefSeq and is a predicted model, not a curated record.